ACAAAAAAAGUGGUGGUUUAUCAGCGCUGACCUUGAUAACUCCGCUACCCCCUCACUCCUCUCCAACGGACUUACCAAAGCAAAGCACGCUCUUUUCCCCUCACUCUCUAUAACUCAGAUCUCUCUAUCGCUUAAAAUAGAAACUCCUUCUCUUUCUCUUUCUCUCCCAUUUUCUUGUUUGCCAAACAGAAAAAAGAUGCAUUCUACUUUAUCUUUAUCUCAAGCUACGACAGUUCCUAGAUCAAAUUACGCCUUCGAUUCUCAUUCUCCUUCCUUUGCUCUCUCCAAGCCGAUAAAUCUUCGCUUCUGUGGACUCAGGAGGGAAGCAUUCGGGUUCUCCAAUUUGACUCAGUCGUGUUCUAGCCGAGUUCGCAUCUCCAGUCGUGGACAUUCCAAGAAAAUCGUUGCUUCCGCUGGAAACAACGGAACUCCUCUAAAAUCGUUCAAUUAUGAUUUGAUUAUCAUCGGUGCUGGCGUCGGUGGCCAUGGAGCUGCGUUGCAUGCUGUUGAGAAGGGCUUGAAAACGGCUAUUAUUGAAGGCGAUGUGGUGGGAGGAACGUGUGUGAACAGAGGUUGUGUUCCUUCGAAAGCUCUCUUGGCUGUUAGUGGUAGGAUGCGUGAACUUCAGAGUGAGCAUCACAUGAAGGCUUUGGGUUUGCAGGUUUCUGUUGCUGGAUACGACCGACAAGGAGUUGCUGACCAUGCAAAUAAUCUUGCUUCAAAAAUUCGAAGCAAUUUGACUAACUCAAUGAAGGCACUUGGAGUAGACAUAUUAACUGGUGUUGGUACUAUUUUGGGCCCUCAAAAAGUGAAAUAUGGGAAGGUUGGUUUUCCUGACAGCAUAGUAACUGCAAAAGAUAUAAUCAUUGCUACUGGUUCCGUCCCUUUUGUUCCCAAGGGCAUUGAAGUUGAUGGGAAGACUGUUAUUACUAGUGACCAUGCCCUGAAAUUGGAGUUUGUUCCUGAUUGGAUUGCGAUUGUAGGAAGUGGUUAUAUUGGUCUUGAAUUCAGUGAUGUAUACACUGCUCUUGGCAGUGAGGUCACUUUUAUUGAAGCUCUAGAUCAACUUAUGCCUGGGUUUGAUCCUGAAAUUGGUAAGUUGGCCCAAAGGGUGCUGAUCAAUCCAAGGAAAAUUGACUAUCAUACUGGAGUGUUUGCAACCAAGAUCACUCCUGCAAGGGAUCGGAAACCAGUCAUUAUUGAACUUACUGAUGCCAAGACAAAGGAACCAAAAGACACCUUGGAGGUAGAUGCAGCCUUAAUUGCAACUGGAAGGGCUCCAUUCACUAAUGGUCUCGGUUUGGAGAAUAUUAAUGUAGUAACACAAAGGGGUUUUGUUCCCGUUGAUGAAAGAAUGCGAGUAAUUGAUGCAAAUGGCAAUCUGGUUCCUCACUUAUACUGCAUUGGUGAUGCAAAUGGUAAAAUGAUGCUUGCACAUGCAGCAAGUGCACAAGGAAUUUCAGUGGUUGAACAAGUCACUGGAAGAGAUCACGUGCUUAAUCACCUUAGCAUCCCUGCAGCCUGCUUCACUCACCCUGAAAUAAGCAUGGUUGGGUUGACAGAGCCUCAAGCAAGAGAGAAAGGUGAGAAGGAAGGAUUUGAAGUAGGAAUUGCCAAAACAAGUUUCAAGGCUAACACAAAGGCACUGGCAGAAAAUGAAGGGGAGGGACUUGCUAAGUUGAUAUACAGACCUGACAAUGGAGAGAUUCUCGGAGUUCACAUAUUUGGCUUGCAUGCAGCAGACCUCAUCCACGAGGCAUCAAAUGCCAUAGCUUUAGGGACACGUAUCCAGGACAUAAAAUUUGCAGUUCACGCACAUCCAACACUGUCUGAAGUUCUUGAUGAACUAUUUAAAUCAGCAAAAGUUAAAGCCCCUGCUUCAAGUAGUCCGGUAAGUGAACCAGUUGCAGUCUAAGCUUCUCGACACUAUAAAAAAAGCAUACAAUUUUCAAGCAUCAAGGAAACACGUUUCUUACAAGUCAGCACAACAGCCUUCCUACGAGAGGAAACUUCCGGGAGGAAUUUACUCGUGUUGGUGAUAGUUGUGACUCAAGUCUUUUGCGGCUUAGUUUCGUUGUUUGUCAAGUUGUUGUCAAAUGUAAUGCAGAGAUACCCCUGCUACUGAUAAUUUAUUUUCAUUUUGAAAGUUUGUAUUACUUGACCUUUGUGGAAAUAAUUGAGGAUUUAAAUUUUGUUUUCAUUCCAAAGUAGUUUAAAGAAAACUACGUUGAAAAUUGUCCCUACCACGAGAAUAACUGUACAAAUAUGAUGCCAAGAGUGGCUAUAAAUGAGCAUCUAAAUCUGCUGCGGGAAAUCGAUCACAGAAUCUAGGAAACAGUCAGAACUCAGAACAAGUAACUUAAAUCCAAGUUCCCUAUACAGAUUAUCAUUCAAGACCACAAGGCAAAUCCAUGGCUUAUCCAAAAUAGAGCAACAACCAUCCAAAUUCUCCCCCACAAGGAGUCGCCUAAAUUAUAACAAAACAAUGGGUUGGCAAUUUAAAAGAAGUUGGAGGUCCGAUGAUAUGAUA
Messenger RNA from Durio zibethinus, 2530 nucleotides. RefSeq names its product dihydrolipoyl dehydrogenase 2, chloroplastic-like. The record is from RefSeq and is a predicted model, not a curated record. Gene Ontology annotation, biological process: pyruvate metabolic process; 2-oxoglutarate metabolic process. Gene Ontology annotation, cellular component: oxoglutarate dehydrogenase complex; mitochondrion. Gene Ontology annotation, molecular function: dihydrolipoyl dehydrogenase (NADH) activity; flavin adenine dinucleotide binding. NCBI's taxonomy places the organism in Eukaryota, Viridiplantae, Streptophyta, Magnoliopsida, Malvales, Malvaceae.